Molecule: messenger RNA, 550 nt
Organism: Hyaloscypha bicolor E
Lineage: Eukaryota; Fungi; Ascomycota; Leotiomycetes; Helotiales; Hyaloscyphaceae
Exons: 2
Coding region: 180-545 (121 amino acids)
Source: RefSeq, a predicted model, not a curated record
CCUUUUGUGACUCUGUUUCUCCUCCGCCGCAAGUUCCACAACGUGUCAAACCAGAGGGUCCCACUAUCGACUUGACUCCACACUUGGCCGGUCUUUCCUUCUCCCAUUGCUUCAGGUACCCAGGUACCCGCUUUCUCACGCACAGUUGUUUUUCGUAUCUUUUCGUGCCUGACUCAGCGAUGGCACAUUCAGACAUUCUAGCUUUCUUGGCGUCAGUCAGCUUCGACGUAUGUGUCUCUACCACUGUUGAGAUGACAGUAUCGAGAAACUGGCUCAAGGGGGCUGAUGCCAUCAUUUUAUCUCCCUCAUUCCAAGUAAGUGCUGAUAAAAUUUGGGACUGGGGGAGCCACUGCCACGACUCAAGAUAUUGUUUCGGAAGCCAGGGCAUUUCCUAUGGAACACCCAUCCCGAUUCUUUUUCUUGCUCUAAGGGCCUUUCUCCAGAAAACUCCACUAAAAGGUAUCGCCCUUACUUCAUGCCUCGCUCCAUCGCCUCGAUCAUACGGCCCGAAGAAGGGCCUGCUCUGCGGCCUCAAAGAUUUCUAAAAUUG